Messenger RNA from Xiphophorus hellerii (green swordtail), 1620 nucleotides. RefSeq names its product sodium channel subunit beta-4-like. The transcript has 9 exons. Lineage: Eukaryota; Metazoa; Chordata; Actinopteri; Cyprinodontiformes; Poeciliidae. Gene Ontology annotation, biological process: T cell costimulation; cellular response to lipopolysaccharide; cell surface receptor signaling pathway. The record is from RefSeq and is a predicted model, not a curated record. Bases 436 to 1470 code for a protein of 344 amino acids. Gene Ontology annotation, cellular component: external side of plasma membrane.
UUAUUUUAAGUUAUUUUUGUGGAAGUGGUGCUAUUUUGUGAUAAUUUAAUUGGUUAUAAUAAAAGGUUUAUUUAUAAAGCAUUGUUAUGCGGCAUUUUUACUCAUCAUAAGUGCUUAACAAUGUCAAUAAUGAAACAAAAUAUUAUAAAAUUAGUUUAAGCUAUUAAUUAAUUAAUAAUGUCAAAAAUAUAUAUGGGGAGCCGUUUGGGAGCCGAAAGAGCCGGCUCUCCACAGUAAGAAGAGCCAUUAGAGCCGCAUCUCGAAAAGGAGCCGAAAAUCCCAUCACUGGUUUCCUCAACCUCUUCCGGAAACAGGAAUUUCGGGAACAUUUUCUUCUCUGAUCUUCAACACAGAAGAUCUGAAACGAGCAUCAAUGCUGAACUGGACCACCUCGUCUCUCCUGCUGGUUCUGAUUCUGUGUUCUGCUGCUCUGGGAUGAAGAUGAUCUCCAGGAUCCUGCUGCUCCUCAUCCUCAGCUCAUGUCUCUGUGCAGCAACAUUUGUAGUGAAUGUGACACAGAGCAGCUAUCAGGCAGAGGAGAACCACAGCAUCACUCUGGAGUGGACCUUCCCCACCAAGACUCAGGGAACCUCCAGGGAUCUGUUCAUCUACUGCAGCCUGGUGGCUCCUCAUAAAGAAUCAGUUCUCUAUCAGGUCCAUGAAGGUGUUGAGAUUCCAGACUCUCAAGAUGAUCAGUUUUCAGGACGAGUCCAGAUUGACAAAGACGUCCUCAGAGAAGGACGAAUCAGACUCCACGUGUCCAGACUGAGGACUGAAGACUCUGGUCUGUAUGUGUGUGACGUGAAAACUGAAGAUGGUUCCAACAAUGCUGACUGUCGACUCAGCGUUACUGGUCAAGAGAAGGUGGUUGGUGGUCAUGACUUGAUACAUGCAAAGGUGGGAGACGACGUUAUUCUGCCAUGUCAUCUGGAGCCUCCAUUUGACAUGAACAGUCUUACAAUCGAAUGGAGAUUCCAGGGUCAAAUAAUACAUGUGCAGCGCCGUGGAGCUAAAGAUGAUGAAUCUUCAGACCCAAAGUACCAGGGCAGAACCUCUAUGUUCCAUGAUGAGUUUAAAAAAGGAAACAUUUCCCUCAGAUUGAUCAAAGUAACCAAGGAGGAUGAAGGGAAUUAUACUUGUUUUGUUCCCAAACUGCAAAGUCAAGUCAGGAAGGUGAAAGUUACUCUAAAACUUGAUAAAAAUGUAGCCCAAGGCAACUUGCCUGCUACUAGAGGACCUGAUCCUGGAGUUAUUGGUGGUGUUGUUGUUGUUGGAGCACUCAUCCUCAUCUUCAUCAUAAUCUAUGUUGUACGUCGCCACAGAAGUGAACAAAUUUUUCCAUGCUGGAACAACAAGUCUCAAAAUGUACAAGGGAGAAAUGAUGGAGAUCACAGAGAAAAUGGUAACCAAGGAGAUGGAGCUGAAGAAAGACCUUUACAGGACGUGGGAAAAUCAAACCAAAGUGUCUGAAUUCAUCAUCCUGAUCUGAAAUCUCCUUCAUAUCACUUGUUGGUAUGAAAACUGUUACAUGUAUAAAACUGUGAAUAAUAAUAAAAAAAACUGUAUGCCUUAAACCCAAAAGCAAGUCCUUCAUAUUAGAUCAAAGAUUUAAUAAUCUUU